Molecule: messenger RNA, 2364 nt
Organism: Synchiropus splendidus (mandarinfish)
Lineage: Eukaryota; Metazoa; Chordata; Actinopteri; Syngnathiformes; Callionymidae
Gene: mob2a
Product: MOB kinase activator 2a
Exons: 5
Coding region: 496-1218 (240 amino acids)
Biological process (GO): positive regulation of protein phosphorylation; signal transduction
Cellular component (GO): cytoplasm; nucleus
Molecular function (GO): protein kinase activator activity
Source: RefSeq, a predicted model, not a curated record
CGCGUGGAUCACUGACGCUCAUCGCAGAGUGGGUCGGGCGUGUGCGUGUGUUUACUUCCGGACUGUGAACAGUCUCGCGGCUCCGGCACUGAUCCAGGCUGUCAGCAGCUCGGCAGCCAUACACGGAUUCAUGACAGAGGUUACCGGGGUUGACGGGCGCUUUCCCAACACUCCAGCCUCCCUCGGUGCCACAGCAGCCGGGCCACAGUCGCUCCGCUGCCCCGCUCCUCUCCCCGGUUAUCAAAGUCAUUCAAAGCUCGGAUCCCGCUCUCUGACCUGCCUCCCUCGCUGCUGCCGCUGCUGGCGAGCAAAACAAGGACGCUCGCUCAAACUUUAAGCGGCGUUUGCCUCGGACUCACUCGCAGUCAAGCAGCUGGGACAGAGCACCGGAGGGGAGCGGCAGGCGGUACCAGGGGGAGCCCGAGCAGCGAGGGUGGUGGCCGGAUCCAGGUCGGGGUCGCCUCCGGCUCCUGGUGCCAGCUAACGUUAGCAGCCAUGGAGUGGUUAAUGGGGAAGUCAAAGACGAAGCCAAAUGGAAAGAAGCCUCCAGCAGAAGAGAAGAAGCAAUAUUUGGAGCCAGAGUUCACAAAAAUCCGAGUGGUGGACUUCGAUCUGAAGGAGCUGGUGGUGCUGCCCAGAGAGAUCGACCUCAACGAAUGGCUCGCCAGCAACACGACAACGUUCUUCAAUCUCAUCAACCUGCAGUACAGCACCAUCUCAGAGUUCUGCACUGGAGACACCUGUCAAGCCAUGACGGCAUGCAGCACAAUAUACCACUGGUAUGACGAGAGAGGGAGGAAGACCAAGUGCACGGCGCCGCAGUACGUGGACUUCGUCAUGAGUCUCUGUCAGAAACUGGUCACAGAUGAGGAGAUCUUCCCCACCAAAUACGGCAAAGAAUUCCCCAAUUCCUUCGAGUCGUUGGUGAAGAAGAUCUGCCGGUACCUGUUCCACGUGCUGGCUCACCUCUACUGGGCGCACUUUAAAGAGACGGUGGCUCUGGACCUGCAGGGCCACUUGAACACUCUCUAUGCACAUUUCAUCGUUUUCGUAAGGGAAUUCAACCUGGUGGAUCCCAAGGAGACCUGUAUCAUGGACGACCUGUCUGAAAUCCUUUGCACCCCAGCCCCGCCCGCCUCCACCACGCCGGCGCCCCCCGGCACAGCCCAGGCCCCGUCCCCCUCCCCGUCUUCACAAAACCAAGCGACGGAGAGAUGAGCGCCGGCGGCGAGAUGGCGGCCCAAAGGGGUGAUAGAAGACAAGUUAGCGAGAAGGACAGACCACCUGGACCCGAGCUCGGUGCCAGCGGGACUUAGAGACCCUCCACCACCCUUGUAUUUCGACACCAACCAACCAGCCGAAGGAAGGGGAGGGGGGGCGUUUGACGGGAGUGGGGGGGUUUGGGUGGCAGGAGGGGUUUGUCACGCCAGCAGGAAUUGGCGUGAGCGUUUCCUCUCGGGGGCAAAUCCCUCCCGACUUCUCUGCAAUCUAAACUAGGAACAAAAAAGUACCUUUUAUUUUCUCUUUUAUUUGACUUUUGUUUUUGUUGGUUUUACUUCAGUUCGGAGGGGGCGCGUGCUCUCCUGCUUUCCUCUACCUAACUAUCAGCACAGGAGGGGCUCUGCUUUGCUUCUACUACUAUAGUACACGGGCUCGUCCUCCUCUGCUGGUGCGCCGCUCGCCCGCCCCCCUGACCGGGUGCAUUCAGCCAGUCACUGUCCAGGGUUGUUUUUUGGGCGAGGUGAUCAAAGCGCUUCCUACUCAGGACCUGAGAGAAAACAUUGAUGCUGCCAGACAGAAGGCCACUCUCUCUUCUCUGCUGACCCCUGGCUCCUCCAGGUGUACUGCAGUUGUGUGGGGGCAAAACUGUAACAGCCGCCGACGGCCCGGAGAAACCGAAGUCACUUUAUUUACUUUGAUCAGAGAUAUCGGAGACAAAUAAAAUCAUAGGCAUUUGAUGCAGCAGACCACCUCACCAUCAGCACAGAAGGACAAAGGCAUGACAUCAUGUCUGCAGGCCCCAGGAGGCCGGCGAGGGAGCGUGUGGGCGGGUUCUGCUGCAUCACCCCCACUGACGAAAACCAGUUCACUUUUAUUGAAGUGAAACAAAGAUUGUCGAAACAAUUCGGACAUAAGAAGUAUCAGAUUGUUCACCGUCUGUUUGGACUGUACAAAGAUUUAAAGCAGGUUCUGGCCUCUGUGAGGAGGACUGGGUUCAUGAUUCUCCUUUUUUAUUUAUUUUAAUUUUUGCAGGGUUCUUCAGUUCUGGCUCUCGUUUUUAUGUAUUUUAAUUAUUAACUAAGUUAAAAGCAAUUUAAUAUUUUAAGCUCUGCGGAUUAUAAUCUAAUAAAAGAGAGAAAUGCC